AUGAUAAUAAUUAAUGGUAUAGGUAAUAUUACCACAGAUGAGUGUCCCGAAGCUCGACAACUAUUUUCUUUCAUGAAUUUAGAUUUGAACAGCUGCAAAAAGAAAAGUAAUGAAUUUGUUUUUCAAGCUCUUCGCUUUUUUCAGGUUCUAGAAAGCGGUAUAAACAGUCUUGAUGAUUUGAAAGCAUUUGAUCCCAUUUUGGAUAAUUUGGGACGAAGACAUGGUAAGCUUGAAUCGAGCAUUGGCUUCCGACUCUAUUACUGGUCAGUAUUUUUGGAGUGUUCAAUAUAUCACAUACGAUCAGCACUACUCAAUUCGAAAAUUGAUCGUUGGAACAGUACAGAUGUAGACAAUGCGAUCAUUUUAUGGAGGCAUCUCAUUUCAGGAAUCUGUGAAAGGAUUAAACGAGGGUAUCUAACAGAUAUAACAAAUCGAUCAAUCUUAAGUGUUCAAACAUCACCCAGAAUGAAAUUAUUAUCUGUCAUACCACCAAACCCAAAACCAUCAACUGAAAGCUCAGCGAAUUCUGCACGAAUGCCUUUACAUUGCCAAUUCACGAGAUGGUUAUUUUCACGUGGUCAUCGAGGUGAUUGA
Molecule: messenger RNA, 594 nt
Organism: Acanthocheilonema viteae
Lineage: Eukaryota; Metazoa; Nematoda; Chromadorea; Rhabditida; Onchocercidae
Source: the annotation of a GenBank genome assembly